Molecule: messenger RNA, 1875 nt
Organism: Penicillium robsamsonii
Lineage: Eukaryota; Fungi; Ascomycota; Eurotiomycetes; Eurotiales; Aspergillaceae
Product: Cupin domain protein
Exons: 5
Coding region: 1-1875 (624 amino acids)
Biological process (GO): spindle attachment to meiosis I kinetochore; attachment of mitotic spindle microtubules to kinetochore; kinetochore assembly
Cellular component (GO): kinetochore
Molecular function (GO): centromeric DNA binding
Source: RefSeq, a predicted model, not a curated record
AUGACACGAGGGCCCGGAAAGGCCCGCGACUUCGACUACUCCAAUGUGGGAACCAAGGGAAGGCGCACUGGCAUAUCUCUAAAAGAGGGUCGACGCGACGAACAUGGAAUGGAAGAAGUAGACGGUCUCUUCUCAUCUCCUGAAAAGUCGCCUGUCGAGUUGAAUGGCUUUGAAGACGUGGAAAAUGACUCUUCAGUUGGGUCCGAGGGCAUGUCGAUGGAUGAAGGCAAUGCGCCAGAUCCCAUGGACUUCCUCAAGGGCACAAAUGGCUCACGUACCUCUUUUCUCCCCCCGCCUGCUGCGCGGUCGCCGAUGAAGACUAGUCCCACUAGGUCUCCGCGAAGGACUCCAGCGUUGCAAUCAACUCCAGACCCGCCGGAUAUUCUUGAGUCGUCUAGUCCGUCUGACGGCAAAAGUUUCGCGGGCGCACAGGGAGAAUCGCGUCAAGAUCCAUCUCCUCUUUCCACUCGAUCGGUGAACGUUGGUCGCUCAAACCAAAGGAAUGGCACACGGCUAAAACCCACGACAAAAGCACAACUAGCAGCAGAAUUUGAGCCCGCAGUCAUACAUGACUUUUCCGACUUUUCCGACGACGACGAGAACGCGAAUGCAUUCGCCGCAGUACAACAAGAUUUCGGUGACAGUCUGAAUGUCGAUUCUGAUUCGGUUGCUGCAGAGGAGCUACACGAUUCUCCCGGACAAACCCAACACGAUCAUGACGGCAAUUCAUCUACGGCCGACACAACUCCGCCUCGCGAAGAACCCGUUGUAACCUCCAAGCCAACAAAGAAGGCCGCGCCGAAGACUGCCAAGGCAGACAAGGGACAGGCGAAACCCCCCGUGCCGCGUGGACGUCCAAAGUCUCAGCGCCGUAACGUUGAAGAAGAUGCCGACCCUAGGCCAACCAAAAAGCGGAACACCACCAAAACAUCUCCGCCGGCGCGUGAACCUUUGGAGCCAGAAUUAGAUCGAGUGGUUGAGAAUUAUACCAACCGCACAGGUCCUUUAAAAGGCCGAAGCUUGUAUAUUCUAAAACGCGAAAAUCCCACCGACAACAGUGCGACCCACACUCGAUCUGGGCGGGUUUCCGUCCGACCACUAGCAUACUGGCGCAAUGAACGAUGUGUCUUCGGUGAUGGGGAGGCAGCCGAGGGACAUCGAUAUCCUCUUUCAACCAUUAAAGAGGUCAUUCGUACCGAAGAGCAAGAGCCCGAAAAGAAGAAGAAGAAAGGGAAACGCUCAACGUCCCACAAGUCUAAGUCUAAGAAACAAAAGGAUGACUCUUCGGACGAGGAUGAAGAUGUUGAUCUCUGGGAGAAGGAAGGCGGUGUUCUUCAUGGCUACACCCUCAAAUGGGACGGGAAAACACAGACCAGUUCGAAGGAGGAGGAAGUCCUAGACAUUGCAUAUGCUCCCUCUGGGAUCGAAACCAGAGAAGUCAAAGACUCAACAUUCCGAUUUGCAAAGCUGCUUAGCUCGUCGUUCAUCGGGUCUGGGGUUGUGGAACUCCCACCUGACGGAGUCAAGAAACCCAAGAACUCGAAGAAAAUGCACAUGGUCUUUUAUGUCUGUCACGGGCGUGUUCAAGUGGAUAUCUCAGGUGUCCAGUUUAGUGCCGGAAAGGGUUGUGUUUUCCAAGUUCCUCGUGGUAAUUAUUACAGCUUUGCAAACACCUAUCAAAAAGAGGCUCGGCUUUUCUUCACACAAGGCUGUGUCCCCGAUGAGAACGAGAACGAAGACGACACCCCGCAGAUGUCUCAGGAUGCCGGCCCUGAGAGCGAAUUUGAAGCCGACACUCCCACCGCUCCUGUUCAUGCCCCUGCUAAGAAAGCCAAGGGUCGCCCCAAGGGCAAGCAGAAGAAGGCUGGCAAAUGA